AGGAGAGAGAAGAGAGGAGAGAGGAGAGAGAGGAGAGAGAGGGGUCAAAUCGAGUGGCGAAGGGGUUGGGUUGUCUUUUACAUUUUUGUUUUUGUGGUGCUCGUAUUAGGCUGAGGGUUUCGAACAAAAACACACACAACACACACAGACCAGAGAGAGAAGAAAGAGAGACGAGAUAUAGAGAGCCCUGAAAGCUCAAGAUAAUACUGGAGAUACAACUCUCUGAGCUUAAUACAAAAGCCCCAAUCGUCGAUUAUCUUCUUCUUCCUUUACCUUGUCCUUUCUUUUAAGCUCUGCUAAUUUCAGCCGAUGGAUCCCUUCGAUUUGAUACGAAAAGGGUUUGGUUGAAGCUUAAUGAAAAACAAGUUCUUCUUUCAUUCAAAGCUGGUCUAGUUAUUUCCAUCUUAGUAAAUAAUGAGCUUGUCCAAGAAAGGAACCUUUACUAAUGACACAAAACUAAGCACUGCAAACAAGGCAACUGCCUUGAAUCCAAAUGCAGCAGAGUUCGUUCCUUUUUCCCUCAGAUCUCCGUCAUCUGGAAGCACCAGUACAGGUCAGGCUGCAACAAAGUUUUCUUCCACUGGAACAUUUGGAAAAGCAGUACUAGAUCGAACAGAGUCUUCUGCAUCAAAUAAUUCCGAUGAAGAGGCCCACCAAUAUUGGCGUCACCAGCUCCCUGAUGAUAUUACUCCUGACUUUAAGGUCAUGGGAGAAGUUGAGUCACAAGGCCUUGGGAAUCUCUCUUUGGCAGGUUUGUCCUUACAUGAUGAUGGUGAAGCAACACAGUUUCCUGCCUCUACAGGCAGUGGAUACUUAUUAAACGAGUCACAUAUUAAUGGUAAUAACUUUUCUGAAAAGUUAAGAGCUUCUGCACCCCCCUUUGGGGAUGAUCUGUCCUCCUCCAGUUUCUUGCAUAUGUCACCUAAGCCUUGGGAUAAGCAAAUUGUGAACAGUAAUCAGCUUAUUAGCAAUGGUCAGGAGGGGUCUCCAUAUGAUGGAUUUUCUAGACAGGGGUUCAUGAAUGAUAUGUUCAGUGAGCAUGCAGUUGUCGACGAUACUGAUAUUAACCCAGCUGAGUUUUUGGCUUCACAGUUCCCUGGAUUUUCUGCUCAGAGCCUUGCCGAAGUUUACUUUGCCAAUGGUUGUGACUUAAACCUGACUAUUGAGAUGUUGACUCAGUUGGAGCUUCAAGUUGAUGGUGGUUUUAAUGAGAAUCUGAACUCAAAGACUGUGUCUUCUCCCGAUCUUAGUUCAAUGGACUUCCCUGCACUUACACCAACAGAUGGUCAGCAUAGUCAUCCAAAAUAUGGAGAUGAUGAUCUCCAGCAAAGUGGCAAUCCUUAUCGAUCUUCUGACAAGGACAACAUGCUUUUUUUCAAGUCUAGCUCAUCCAUUCCAUCUAGAGGUGCAAUAGAUUUUGCUUCAGCUGUCAGGAAAUUGGCGGCGCAGGAUUCUGGUGGAUGGAAGUUUGAGAGAAAUGGUUCUCCCGAAGCCGCUAUUGGCUCAAGCAGACGUUCCCAAUUGCCUAGCACUUACAAUACUGGGCAUGGAAGAGGCAUCUACAGUGACAGGUCGCAGAAUCGUGGUUCAGCUCGGACUGCUCCCGUUUGGCUUGAAACUGGAGAUGCUGUUGCAAAUAUGUAUUCUGAUGUGCGGGAUGAAGCUCGUGACCAUGCACGCCUACGUAAUGCAUAUUUUGAGCAGGCACGGCAAGCAUACCUUAUUGGAAACAAGGCUCUGGCGAAGGAGCUGAGCGUUAAAGGACAGCUGCACAACAUGCAUAUGAAGGAAGCUCAUGGAAAAGCUCAAGAAUCUAUAUAUCGUCAGAGGAAUCCAGUUGCUCAAGAGAUGCAGGGCAAUGGGAGAGCACAAGAGAGGAUGAUAGACCUGCACGGGCUGCACGUAAGUGAAGCCCUUCAUGUCCUGAAGCAUGAGCUGAGCGUGUUGAGGAGCACUGCCAGAGCAGGAGACCCGGGUCUUCUGGUUUAUAUUUGUGUUGGAACCGGCCACCACACCAGGGGUUCUCGCACACCGGCAAGGCUCCCCGUUGCUGUACAGCGAUACCUUCUUGAAGAAGAAGGCCUUGACUACACUGAGCCACAGCCAGGGCUGCUUCGAAUUCUGUUAUAUGUAACUGAUAGAAUUGAAUUACAUGAUAGAACAAUUCACCUUGCCAAUUACACCCUGAGCCAAUCAGAUGCUGAAACCGGUCAUUAUGUGUUCCGAACCCGAAGUACAAGUACCAGAAUCUUGAGUUUUGGAGGGAAAAACAGACAAUGCACCCAAGAAAUAAUAAUGCAGUUGCAAGCCAACCUCCGACCCAAAUCCAUUUUCCUCUCUACCAACAACACUUCAUACUCACGAACUCUUUUCCCUCUCUUCAACUUCUCAUCUCUCUCCUAUCCCAUCUCUAAGUCUACUCAUAUCUCACCAUCUUCGUCCUCAUCUUCUUCCUCUUCUCAAUGGUUCUCCGUCAUCCGCACCGCAAUUACCACCAUGGAUUUGCAGCUCGGCAAGCGUGUGCAUGCGCUUAUCAUAACCUCCGGCAACGACCCCGAUCAUUUUUUGACCAACAACCUCAUUACCAUGUACUCCAAAUGCAGGUCGCUUCCGUGCGCACGCCGCCUGUUCGAUAAAACGCCCGGCCGGGACCUUGUCACCUGGAACUCCAUUCUAGCAGCCUAUGCGCAAGCAGCGGGCUCUGAUGUUGACAAUGUUCAAGAGGGUCUUACCCUUUUCCGCAGUCUUCGCGAGUCUGUCGUUUUUACCAGUAGACUCACUUUGGCGCCGGUUUUAAAGCUGUGCUUGCUCUCAGGGAAUGUAUGGGCUUCGGAGGCUGUUCAUGGUUAUGCUGUUAAAAUCGGAUUGGAAUGGGAUGUGUUUGUUUCUGGUGCACUUAUGAAUAUAUAUUCCAAACUUGGACGGAUUAAAGAGGCUCGUGCAUUGUUUGAUGGGAUGGAGGAAAGGGAUGUGGUGUUGUGGAAUACAAUGCUCAAGGCCUAUAUGGAGAUUGGUCUUGAGAAAGAAGGACUUUCUCUCUUCUCUGCGUUUCACCUGAGUGGAUUACGUCCUGAUGAUGUCAGUGUGCGUUCUGUUCUUAGUGGGAUUGCCAAAUUUGAUUUUUAUGAAGGCAAGAGGAACAUGGAGCAGGUUCAAGCAUAUGCAGUGAAAUUGUUUCGUUACGAUGAUAUUAAAUUGUUCAGUUACGAAGUUACUAAGUCAGACAUAUAUUUGUGGAACAAGAAAUUGUCCGAUUAUGUUCAAGCUGGUGAAAAUUGGGCUGCUAUAGACUGUUUUAGAAAUACGGUUAGAUCGAAAGUAGAGUUUGACAGUGUGACAUUAGUUGUUAUUCUAUCUGCAGUUGCAGGUGUAAGUGGUUUGGAGUUGGGGAAACAGAUUCACAGUGCUGCUUUGAGAUCAGGGUUUGAUUCUGUUGUUUCUGUUGCAAAUAGCCUUAUCAACGUGUAUUCAAAGGCUCGUUCUGUUUAUUAUGCGAGAAAAGUGUUCAAUAACAUGAAAGAAGUGGACUUAAUUAGUUGGAACUCAAUGAUAUCAUGUUGUGUGCAAAGUGGAUUAGGAGAGGAGUCGGUGAUUUUAUUUAUAGGCAUAUUACGUGAUGGUCUAAGACCUGAUCAAUUUACUACCGCAAGUGUUUUAAGGGCUUGCUCCUCACUUGAAGGAGGGUUGUAUGUCAGUAAACAGAUUCAUGUUCAUGCUAUAAAAUCUGGUAUUGUCGCUGACCGUUUUGUUUCAACGGCUCUUAUUGAUGUUUAUUCUAGAACUGGAAAGAUGGAGGAGGCGGAGAUCCUUUUUGAAAACAAACUUAAAUUCAACCUGGCAUCUUGGAAUGCAAUGAUGUUUGGGUACAUAAUGAGUAAUGACAGUCACAAAGCAUUGAAACUUAUGAGGAUAAUGCAUGAAAGUGGACAGAGGGCAGAUGAAAUUACUUUGGCGACUGUGGCUAAGGCAACCAGUAGCCUGGUAGCUUUGAAUCCAGGGAAGCAAAUUCAUGCUCAUGCCAUAAAAACAGGGUUUUCUUCAGAUCUCUUUGUUAAUAGCGGUAUUCUAGAUAUGUAUAUUAAAUGUGGAGACAUGCGAAGUGCACACGGAAUUUUCAAUGGCAUCCCUGCACCUGAUGAUGUUGCAUGGACAACUAUGAUCUCAGGCUGCGUAGAAAAUGGAGAUGAAGGGCGCUCUCUUUAUAUAUACCAUCAGAUGAGGCAGUCGGGAGUUCAGCCUGAUGAGUAUACCUUAGCUACCCUUGUCAAAGCCAGCUCUUGUCUGACAGCAUUGGAACAAGGGAAACAGAUACAUGCAGAUGUCAUAAAGUUGGAUUGUUCCUUGGACCCUUUUGUUGCGACAUCACUUGUUGACAUGUAUGCUAAGUGUGGUAACAUAGAAGAUGCGUAUUGUUUAUUCAGAAGGAUGGAUGUUAGGAACAUUGCCCUGUGGAAUGCCAUGUUGGUGGGUUUAGCUCAGCAUGGAAAUGCUGAAGAAGCACUAAAUCUUUUCAGAGUCAUGAAAUCUAAGAACGUUGAGCCUGAUAGAGUUACUUUCAUUGGAGUCCUUUCGGCAUGUAGCCAUUCUGGUUUAGUUUCUGAAGCUUAUGAGCAUUUUUCUUCAAUGCAAAAGGAUUACGGCGUUGAACCUGAGAUUGAGCAUUACUCUUGCCUAGUGGAUGCCCUUGGCCGUGCAGGGCGUGUUCAAGAGGCAGAAAAGCUGAUAGCAUCAAUGCCCUUUGAAGCUUCUGCUUCAAUGUACGGAGCCCUGCUUGGUGCUUGCAGGAUUAAAGGGGACACAGAAACCGGAAAACGAGUAGCAGCACAGCUCUUGGCCAUGGAGCCAUCUGACUCAACCGCCUACGUUCUUUUAUCCAACAUCUAUGCUGCUGCCAACCAGUGGGAUGUUGUGAGUGAUGCUAGAACAAUGAUGAAGAGGCAGAAGGUAAAGAAAGAACCAGGUUUCAGCUGGAUAAAUGUAAAGAACAAGGUACAUUUGUUCGUGGUAGACGAUAAAUCCCAUCCACAAGCUGAUCAGAUAUAUGACAAGGUGGAGGACUUGAUGAAACAGAUCGGCGAAGAAGGGUACGUCCCGGAUACAGGGUUUCCACUGGUUGAUAUUGAAGAAGAGUAGAAAGAGCGUGCUCUCUAGUACCACAGUGCGAAGCUAGCCAUAGCUUAUGGACUGAUAAGCACUCCUUCAUCUGCCACCAUUCGGGUGAUUAAAAACCUUAGAGUUCGUGGAGAUUGCCAUAAUGCAGUCAAAUACAUAUCAAAGGUUUUUCAACGAGAAAUUGUCUUGAGAGAUGCAAAUCGCUUCCAUCGUUUCAGGGAUGGAAGCUGCUCUUGUGGUGAUUAUUGGGGACAUUUUUCAAUUCCUUGCAAUAGCAUUGGGUUAUAAAUAUCAUUUACAAAU
Molecule: messenger RNA, 5415 nt
Organism: Prunus dulcis (almond)
Lineage: Eukaryota; Viridiplantae; Streptophyta; Magnoliopsida; Rosales; Rosaceae
Product: pentatricopeptide repeat-containing protein At4g33170-like
Exons: 8
Biological process (GO): RNA modification
Molecular function (GO): zinc ion binding; RNA binding; protein binding
Source: RefSeq, a predicted model, not a curated record